AUGUGCGUUGCGCGAGUUAGAACGCUGGACGAGCCUCAAGACGCUUCCUGGAGCCGUAUUGCAGCAGAUCUAUGGCCAGAUGGGUUGCAUCAGAUGUGGUCUUGUUCCACCAAGGAGACAGGAUGCCAGUAUCAGCUCCGGGAUGAGCUUCAGUUAAACAACUUUAUCUAUGGUGAAGACGAAAGAGACUGGCUCCGUCACAAUGCUCACACCUUCUGUGACUGGGACAGAGAAAGACGCCCACAGGCGGGCGACUGGGUCCCAAUUGAUCCCAAGUAUAAGCCCAGACCUGGGUCGAUGGCCAUUCACCUCGAAGAUGUCGAGCAUGUCGCUGGACCCGGAUGUCGGUAUCCCGGCGGCUAUAUUGGCAAGCGGAUCUCAGUGGCAGAGAUGCAAGGCUGUAACGUAGUCCAAUGUCUGGUGCCCAAGCGCGAAGAUUGGAAGCCUGCUGUGGACGACUAUCCGUUCGAAAAGGACAGUGCGCACUUCCUGUCCGGAAUCCGUGCCGGUCUCUGCGGUCGCGACUCGACUGUUGUGGUGAAUCCCAUUCGGCAUGGCGUUACUGAGAUGAGCCACAAAUGUCCGAUUCUCGAUCCUUUUGACUUUACCACCGACGAGAUACCAUUCCAUCCUUGGUGCUUCGGGACAUGGAUGAAACUGACAUGUUCGCGACUGGGUUAUGUGCCCGUGGACGAUCUAGUCAAAUUCUUGGAGUCCCAAGGUACUUUGCCCUUUCAGCCUGUUCAGCACCACUUUGAGGGGGCUGACCGCUCUUGGGUGUAUAAUCCAGGCGAGGAGUGGCAGGCUGCCAACCCAUUCUAUGCUCCGAAACUCCGCAACCUCAUGGAGCGAGCAAUGGACGUGCCCUCAACAUUCACCCUUCAUGACGGUGUCUUCCAGCGCACUCCUCCAAAAGCCUCUUCAGACAUAUUUUCUCUCUUACCGGCAGAACUCCGCCACCUAGUCCUCCAAUAUCUCCCUUCCAAAGACAUUGCCUCCCUACGGCUAGCAUCGCGAACUUUCCAUCAGCUCCCUGUCUCUCUUUUCUACCGUCUGCUUAUCGAAGACAUGCCAUGGCUCUGGGAAAUAUGGAGCGACGACCCUCCCUACUUCUGGGCGACUGUUACAGAGAAGAACUUGCAAGACCACGAAAAAGAGGGAAUAGACGUGCACGACCCCUACCGACAGGGUGGUACUACUCGAUGCGUCAUUUCACACACCAUUGACGUUGAGAAGCAUCUGGAGCAAUGGACGUACCCGAAACCAUCGCGGUACAAAACUAACUGGUUCACGCUCUACUGUGAUAUAAAGAAGAACUGGCAUGAGCUCAAGGGGCUGCGGAAUCGUAAGAGGAUAUGGGGGUUCCAGACGCAGCUGCUUGAUCUCAUGAAUUGGAGCAAAGACCUGCGCACCUAG
This is a messenger RNA of Aspergillus mulundensis, 1416 nucleotides long. RefSeq lists its product as uncharacterized. The transcript has 2 exons. Lineage: Eukaryota; Fungi; Ascomycota; Eurotiomycetes; Eurotiales; Aspergillaceae. Gene Ontology annotation, molecular function: protein binding. The record is from RefSeq and is a predicted model, not a curated record. The coding region runs from base 1 to 1416 and encodes 471 amino acids.